GUGAGGAGAUUCUCAGAAGCCUUCUUCUACACUGAGCACCAGAAACUUGAUGUGCUUACAUUUCAGGAAGGCCUGAUCCAAAGUCAUGGUCAGAUUUCUACAGAAAUUCGUAAUUCAGAGUACUUCACCAGCAUGCCCCCCCUUCCAGCAGAAUGCCUUGACAUAGAUGGGGACUGGAACACGCUCCCAGUUAUCUUUGAAGAUAGGUACAUGGAUAUGCCUUGCAAAGAUCAGAAUUUGGAAGUUUUCCCAGAUUUUGAGGUUCCUGCAAACACUCAAAUAGAUGUAACAGAUGACAAUGAGGAUUUUGCAUCAAAUGAUGCUGCUGCAGUAAUGAAAGGAGACUUUGGGAAAGGUCCUCUGUUAAUACACACAGAUAGGAUAAAUGGGAAUCCCUCCUGCAUAUACAGUGGUACUGAAAGUGCUGCAUAUACAGCUAAGAGUUUAAACCAGCACUCCACAUCUCAGGUAUGUACAGUGAACAAAGAUGCCCAAAGGAAACCUGAAAAUAUUUUUGCUUCAAGUCAGGAAGCUACUUCUGACUCAGAGCCAGGCAAUACAGAAUGCACAGCAGAUGACUUUAAAUCACCCAAGGAGGCUUUAUUAAAAGACAACAACAGACUUACAGCGGAUGUUACCUAUGGAGAUACAAAUCCUAGCAAUAAGGAUUCCCACAGAAGUGAGCCUGUGUUAAUUGUUAGUGCUCAGCAUGAGUGUGGAGCAUGUGGAACUGAUGGCUUGGAAGACAGGACUGAAAUAUAUAAACCAGAUGAAUCUAGUCAUCCUGAGAAUAACUUCACUUCAUCUGAGCUUGCACUGAAUGAAUUAACCAACCUGGAAAAAACAGGAGAUCCAGACCCCAAGGCUUUGCUCCCUCUUUUGAAAGCUUUGCCCACACACAGCUUUGAAGUGAAAUUGUUCACAAAGGAGCAACGAGGUGAGGAGUGCGAAGAAUUCACCCUGAUGUCAGGGGUCAUAAAAAGGUCCUCCUCUAUAAUAUCUGAUUCAGGCAUUGAAAGUGAACCAAGUUCAGUGGCGUGGUCUGAUGCUCGUAGCCGGGCACUGGAGCUGCCCAGUGAUCGAGAGAUCCUGCACCACUUGGUACGGAGACAUGUCAUCCACCGAAACUCCCUGGAGGGUGGUCACACAGAAAGCAAUACGAGCUUGCCCAGUGGGAUCCAAGCAUCACUCACAUCCAUCAGCUCUUUGCCCUUUGAGGAAGAGGAAAGGGAAGUGGAGCUUACCAAACUGACAAAAUCUGUCUCGGCCCCUCAGAUCAGUAGUCCAGAAGAGCCUGCGGAGGAGGUAGAUAUCUCCAAACACAGUGAAGUCACCUCAGGAGAUUCAGGAGGAAACUUAAAAAGUUGCAUAGAAAAAGAGACUGGAGAUGGAAAAUUAAUGGUGGACUUUUCUGAGUGUCAAAUCACCACUGGAAGUGAACAACUAGAACCAAGAGGUACCCAAAAACCCUCUAUCAAACAUAGUAGCAGUAACACUGAGUUACAAGGGGAGGAGGAGAAGGAAAGUUUUCCAGAGACUCUCUGUAGUUUGGAAAAUGUAGGACCACCCAUUUGUCCAAAGCAGCUCCAAGAUAGUAUCUCUGAGUGCCAGUCGCUGGAGAGCAGUGCUGAGUGCAGCUUAAAAACACCAAGGGCUUGUAAUUAUUUGGACAAAAAUAUAGGUAAGUUUGAUACAUGCACUGAGGACCCAAAGGAUGAACUUAAGCCGGACAGUUUAAAAAUACAAGACUUUUACUCCAAUAACAGAAUUUCAGGAGAGGAGAGUCUUUCACAAAGCAUAAAGCUGGUACCAGAUUUUUGCUAUCAUGUUCCAGCUCCUUCAGAGACCUCAACUGAAUUUGGCUCAAUGCAAGGAGAGUGUGGGAGCUCUCUAGCUGAUGAGAGCUCAGCAGUGUAUGCAGAAAUGCAGGGGUUACAAGAAAUUGAGCUCAAUGACUCACCUGCCUCAGCAAACCAUGCAGCAGGAUCCUACCAGGCUGAGUAUCCUGAGGAACCCAACCGCCAAGAGCAUAAACUUGUUGCUAAUGGCACCGGGUUUCAUCCGGCUACAACGGAAGGAGUAGCUCUGGAAAGUAGAAAGGCUGUUGAUGUGGUUAACCUGUCCGUCUCUUGCACAGCCACGUGUCUUCCCUUUUCUUCUGUGCUCAAAGAGACCCCUGCUAUGGUCGGCUUCUCUGCAAAGCAGGCUGCGUUCCCUAUCACACGCCAGCCUCUGGGCUCUUUUGGAGUUGUCUCUUCGAAUUCAGAUGAGAUGGAUGAAGAGACAAAUGAAAGGAUGCUGAAUUUUUAUCAGGCCAAAGAAAAAUUUAAAAAGGAGAUGAAGAUUGAAGGAUUUCUGUACAGUGACGUAUCUGUACUAGCUUCUGAUAUCCCAUAUUUUCCACCAGAGGAAGAGGAAGAAAAUUUAGAAGAUGGAAUUCAUCUGGUUGUCUGUGUCCAUGGAUUGGAUGGUAACAGUGCAGAUCUGCGGCUGGUAAAGACUUUUAUAGAACUGGGACUCCCUGGUGGAAAACUGGACUUCCUAAUGUCAGAAAGAAAUCAGACUGAUACUUUUGCUGAUUUUGAUACAAUGACUGACCGAUUAUUGGAUGAAAUUAUUCAGCAUAUCCAGUUGUACAACCUCUCCAUAUCCCGAAUAAGUUUUAUUGGACAUUCCCUUGGUAACGUCAUCAUUCGAUCUGUACUAACUCGCCCCAGGUUUCGCUAUUACCUCAACAAGUUACACACCUUCCUGUCCCUCUCUGGGCCUCAUCUGGGAACCCUUUACAACAACAGUACUUUGGUUAGUACAG
Molecule: messenger RNA, 2812 nt
Organism: Nestor notabilis (Kea)
Lineage: Eukaryota; Metazoa; Chordata; Aves; Psittaciformes; Psittacidae
Product: protein FAM135B-like
Exons: 7
Source: RefSeq, a predicted model, not a curated record